This is a messenger RNA of Penicillium cosmopolitanum, 1062 nucleotides long. RefSeq names its product dual specificity phosphatase YVH1 (gene dspC). The transcript is spliced from 4 exons. Lineage: Eukaryota; Fungi; Ascomycota; Eurotiomycetes; Eurotiales; Aspergillaceae. Gene Ontology annotation, cellular component: nucleus. The record is from RefSeq and is a predicted model, not a curated record. Gene Ontology annotation, biological process: protein dephosphorylation. Bases 1 to 1062 code for a protein of 353 amino acids. Gene Ontology annotation, molecular function: protein tyrosine/serine/threonine phosphatase activity.
AUGGCUAUGAACCAGAUUCCCGGCCAAAAUAUCUACAUUUCUGGCAUCUUCUGUCUGAAGAACAAGGCAGCGCUCGAAAGGGAAAAUAUCACUCAUGUGGUUUCUGUUUUACGUCUCAAUCCGGCCGAGGUCAAGGACGCUUUCUCUUCCUUUCAGCACUUUGUUAUAGACGCAGAUGAUACCGAUGAUGAGAACCUCUUGCAGCACUUCCCUGCUGCUAUACAAUUCAUCCAGUCUGGCCUUGAUGCGGGAGGUAAUGUCCUUGUACACUGUGCGAUGGGCAAGUCCCGUUCCGCGGCUGUCUGUAUCGCCUACCUGCUCCACCAGAAGCCUAGUGCACUCACACCGCAUUCUGCGCUAGAGGUAAUCAGGCAGUCGCGCCCCCUGUGCGAGCCUAAUGACGGCUUCAUGGAGCAGUUAGCGCUUUACCACGAGAUGGGUUGCCCUGAUGAUGUCACGGAGCACCCCGUGUACCAACGCUGGCUGUAUCGUCGCGAUGUUGAGGAAAGCGUUGCAUGUGGCCGUGCCCCGGAAUUGAGGUCGGUGCGCUUUGAAGAUGAGCAGCCCACCCGUCAAGAAGCAAAGGCAUCGCAGGAAGUGGAAAUUAAGUGUCGCAAAUGCCGGAAGCCACUUGCAACAACGCCCUACAUCCUGCCCCACGAGGAGGAAAAGCGUCACAGUACCAAGGUGCGGCCAAACGCGGAAUGCGCGCAUGUCUUUCUGCAUCCCAUGAAGUGGAUGAGCCCUAGUCUUUACCCUUCAACGGAUGGCUCUAAGACCUCUAGCUCCUACGACAACCCCGAGGAAGAAGCUCCUCUUGCAGGUCGCCUCAUCUGCCCUACUCCUAAGUGCGGUUCCAAUGUUGGAAAAUUUGCCUGGCAGGGCUUGCAAUGUAGCUGUGGCAGCUGGGUGGUUCCCGCCCUGGGCCUUGCUAAAGCCCGAGUCGAUAUCGCUAAUAAGGUGAACGCUACACAAAUUCGCGCAGGCGUUGGUAUCCGUAUGCCUCCUGGGAUGCGAGCUCCAGAAACUCAAGAACCCGGAUCUGGCCGUGGUAACCUUUGA